GAGCUGCGGCGGCGGCGGGAGGGGGAGGGGGAAGAGGGAGGAGGCGGAGCAGUCUCGGCUCCAAUCUCGGGAGCCCCGGCGGUCCGAGUCGGGCCUCGGAAGGAGGCGAGAGGGAGCCCGCUGCAGGCAAGAAGGCACUGACGGAAGGGCAGGUGGAGGAGGAAGAUGUUUGACUGGGACCUCCUAAAGAUGAAGGCCAUUGAGCCGUAUCAGGAAAUCCUGGAGGUCUACUUGAUCAAUGCCAAGAACUAUGUAAAUGGACACUGCACCAAAUAUGAGCCCUGGCAGCUGAUUGCAUGGAGUGUGCUGUCGACCUUGCUGAUGGUGUGGCUCUAUGGGUUUAUCUUCCAGUCUGAGAGCUUGUUUUCAAGAGCCAAAAAGAAGUUUUUUAGAAUCAUCAGAAGAGUCCCUAUCAUUGGUACUAAGAUCAGAGAAAGAUUUAGCAAGGCCAGGGAAGACAUUAUCAAGAAUCUGUCCUUCCUGAAAGUGGACAUGGAGUAUGUGAAAAAACUGCCUGCUGAGGGUUUAAGCUCAUCUGACAUUCUGGAGAGGCUCAAGGACUACAACUCCCUUGGAAAUUCACGUUGGGAAGACGGGAAGGUUUCUGGGGCAGUGUACAGUGGUGAUGAGAAACUCACUGAACUUCUUGUGAAGGUUUAUGGAGAUUUUGCAUGGAGCAAUCCAUUACACCCAGAGGUCUUUCCAGGGGUUCGGAAGAUGGAGGCAGAGGUUGUGAGGAUGGUUUGCACCCUCUUUAAUGGUGGACCAGAGUCUUGUGGCUGCGUGACUUCAGGGGGGACAGAGAGCAUCCUGAUGGUCUGCAAAGCCUAUCGAGACCUAGCUUAUGAAAAGGGCAUCAAAUAUCCAGAAAUAGUGGCCCCCGUUAGCGUCCACGCCGCCUUCGAGAAGGCGGCCCAUUACUUUGGGAUGAAGCUGAAAAGUGUCCCACUGAACAAAAACAUGGAGGUGAAUGUCAAGGCCAUGAGAAGAGCCAUUUCUGGAAACACUGCAAUGCUUGUCUGUUCAGCGCCUCAGUACCCCCAUGGGGUGAUAGAUCCUAUCCCUGAAGUGGCCAAGCUGGCUGUCAAGUAUAAAAUUCCUUUCCACAUAGAUGCCUGUUUGGGGGGCUUCCUCAUUGCCUUCAUGCAGCAAGCAGGGUACCCGCUGGAUCAACCCUUUGAUUUCCGGGUAAAAGGCGUGACUAGCAUUUCCGCAGAUACGCAUAAGUAUGGGUACGCUCCCAAAGGCUCAUCUGUGCUGCUGUACAAAAGCAAUGAAUACAGGCGUUACCAGUUCUUCGUAGCCCCUGACUGGCAGGGUGGGAUCUACGCUUCUCCCAGCAUGGCAGGAUCGAGGCCUGGCGGCAUCAUCGCAGCCUGCUGGGCCACCUUGAUGCACAUGGGGGAAAAUGGCUAUAUUGAGGCCACCAAAAGCAUCAUCAGAACCGCCCGCUUCCUCAAGUCAGAGCUAGAAAAAAUCAAAGGCAUCUUUGUUUUUGGGAACCCCCUGUUGUCAGUCAUUGCCUUAGGCUCUCACGACUUUGACAUUUUUCGACUCUCUAAUCUCAUGACUGCCAAGGGUUGGAACUUGAAUAUUUUGCAAUUCCCAUCAAGCAUCCACAUCUGCAUCACCCUGGUUCACACUCGUCCCAAGGUUUCCAUGAUGUUUCUGAAGGAUGUCCGGGAAUCUGUCACACAGAUCAUGAAGAAUCCUAAAGCCAGGACAACAGGCAUGGGUGCCGUUUAUGGGAUGUCCCAGACAGUCCCUGACAGGAAGAUGAUAUCAGAAUUGACAGAGGCCUUUUUGGAAAGUCUUUUUUCCACAGACACGUAUCAGGGCAGUCAAAAGAAUGGUCCUCCCAAAUCUCACUGAUCCUGUGCCUGGGGAUGCCUUCCAACCAUGGUCCUGGGCUGACCUGUGGAGGAAGCAAGCCACUCUGAACUGAGGCGCUUGUUCACAUUCCACUUCCACAGCAACUUGAAGACAUGUGGAUUUGAGGGGCUUUUAAUUUGGAGAUAACUGAAUGAUUUCCUCAUGUAAUGCUCUUGUCCCUGUUUUCAUCCCUUCCCAGACAUUGUAUUAGCUGUUUCCCCCCUAAUCAUGGUGUGGCUCUUCUGACCUCUCCUGGUUCCUUAGGGAAGUGAGGGUAUGGCUCUGGGGCAGGGCAUGGCAGCCUCCCUUUGUGUCCUCAGUGGAGGUUUUCUAUGUCUGUCUUAAGUGAGAACCCUCCCCCUCCUUCCUCCGAACUGAUUUGGGCUUCUGUUUCCAACAAGCACCAGGAAUAGGCAACUGGACCCACUUGUGAUGAUCAUGGCUGAUUGCCUUUUAUUUAUCAGGAGGCCGGCUGGCCUGAACCAUUGCUCUGGUGGGAUGAGGUUGGAUUGGUCCAUUUCUUCCCACAGAAAGUGGCUCAGCUCAGUCCUGUCAUCCACCCAAAGGGAAUACUGGACUGAACUUAUCCACUUCUUCAUCAGAAAUCCCCUUUUGGUUCUGGGACUGCUACUCAUGGUCCUUUUCCUCUGAUAGGUUCGGAGUCCUCCAUAGGUUGGGUGAAGAAAAUGCUCAACAAGGUACUCUGGCGUCUCUGUCCCUGGAGUUUGUUCCCUUAAUUGGAGAUGGUCUAUUACCCCCUCCCCCCACCCCCAAGAUCUUGCUGCAGUCAGAAGCUAGACUCCACUGUAUUGGAGUGGGAUGGGGACCCAGGCUGGGGGUUGGGGGAAGCACUGAAAUUUGUUCUCUAUCCCUCCCUUUUCUUUUUCCUUCAGGCCAUCCUGUAGCAUAAAACUGGUAAAUGAAUUGUGAUCCUGGCUACUUGAAGGCACAUUUGAAAGGGCAUUCACCAAUCUGCCUUGACUUCUUCUGGCUGUUUUUGAGGAGGAUGUAGGAUCCCCAUUACAGGCCCAGUUAAUGCCCCAAACCUUGCUCAAGUCCCCAUGGUACUUAUAGCAUCUGGGCCUCAGGCUUUCUCUGUCAUCCCUAGCUAAAAGGGAGCAGGCUCAGGGCAACCUCUUUAUUAGAAAAAAGGGGCUUUGUGGGGAUUGCAGUCUGUGCUGGCCCCUGCAGUUCCUUGGUAGACUGGUAUCUCAGGUGGCGUGGGGUGAGCGCACAGAACCUACGUCCACUCCUCGCUCUCACCCUCUCUAGUGCCCUGCUCUGCCAGAGCUGUCCCGCCUUCUGAUUUCUUAGUAGCGUGCCUUUCUCUGCCAUAGCAAACAGCCACUCCAGACCCCAGGUGUUGGCACAACGUAUCUACUGACUUCUUUUAAUGCCAACCCUGGGCAUGGGGAUUUUUAUGACAAAGCAAUAUGAUGUUUUCCUGUGGGCCAUUCCCUUCAGGGAUCCUGGGAAUGUCCAACUUGUCCACUGGCACAAGCUUGGCAGAUCCUGUGACCUCCCAAUGCUGUGAAUUUGUACUUCCACAGGCCAAUGGGGAAGGAGAGUUACAUUUUUUGUCUUGCUUAUUUAAAGUACCAGAAUAAUGGAAUUGCCAGCUGUUAUUAAUUAUGUGAUAGUGCAGUAUGUCUGACUCCUGUUAUUUGUUUUGCCCUGUUUCCUGUACAUUUUGCCCCAAGGGAUUUGGAGGAAGGGGAGAAGUCCCUUGGAGCUGAAAAUCACAUGCUUCAUUUUCUUCAUCAACCAUCCAUCUGACCCAUUUAAUUACUCUGUGUAAGGCGCCGCUUUGUGAUGGUGCCAGUAGUCUAGAAAUCGCAGGAACUGCGCUUGGGUCUCAAGUGUUCUAGGGGAUCCAGAGCCCUGGAGCCAGCCAGCAGGCCUCUCUGCUCUGCCGUCGGCUGCCAGGAUGGAGACGCAGUCCUCACCCUUCAUUGCAUUCUGGAGCUGUGGAGGCUCUUCUUCCCUCUACUCUUUUGCAAGGAGCUGAGCCCUGCUACUUGUCAGUCCUGAUGCAGCCUCAAUUCCAGAUUUCAUUCUUUUUUCAAGUCUCUUCGCCUCUCUCUUCCAACUUGUACAAACUGUACUGUGAUGGUGUGUGUGAGCUGGUCAGCGGCCCAGGGCAAGUCAAGUGGCUCUGUCCUUGGUUUACUCUUGUUUCUUCUUUCUCUUACUGGUGGAGAAGUCGCUGUGUGAGACAUGUACUAUCAAAUCAGUCUUAAUACUGUUUUCAGCCUCAUAAUUGGAGAAUUGACGGUACUUUCCCUCUCCCUUCUCCCCUGUGACCUCUCUGCCAAGCUGCGGUAGUAACCUUGAAAAACAAUUAAACUUCUAAAACCUUCAU
Molecule: messenger RNA, 4234 nt
Organism: Trichosurus vulpecula (common brushtail)
Lineage: Eukaryota; Metazoa; Chordata; Mammalia; Diprotodontia; Phalangeridae
Gene: SGPL1
Product: sphingosine-1-phosphate lyase 1
Exons: 15
Coding region: 166-1872 (568 amino acids)
Biological process (GO): sphingolipid catabolic process; carboxylic acid metabolic process
Cellular component (GO): endoplasmic reticulum
Molecular function (GO): pyridoxal phosphate binding; sphinganine-1-phosphate aldolase activity
Source: RefSeq, a predicted model, not a curated record